AUGUCGCCAUCCUAUACCUGGCCGCCGGCCUCGAUGGCCAAGGCCAUAAAUAGGCAUCCGGUGCUACGGCCAUUACAGAAAGUCAGAGGCCUUUUAAUUCUGAUUGCUCUUGUACUCGUCAUGGUUGCCCUUGCAUUAGGCCUUGGCCUUGGCCUCGGGUUGCACCACGGGAAAGGACAUGCGUCGGCCUAUUGCUCGGACUCGACAGGAAAAUACCAGCUCGAAAGUAUCACUGCUCCAGUCGAGGGCUACGGUGACCCGGGCCCUACUGCACACACGUGGAACCUCACUAUCGAUGACACUGUGUCGGGCUACAAGCAGAUCAUCAAGGGAUUCGGCGCCACGGUGACCGAUGCCACAGUUGCCUCGUUCAAUAACCAGACGAAUUCGACUCUGGACAAUCUGCUAAACUACCUGUUGACCGAUGACGGUGCCAAUUUCUCGUUGAUGAGACACACCAUCGGCUCGAGCGAUUUGUCGCCGGUUACGUACACAUAUGACGACAAUAAUGGAAAGGAGGACAAGAACCUUUCAGACUUUUCGUUGGGAGAUCAUGGGACAGCAAUGGCGAAGCUGCUGGCCCAAAUGAAAGAGGUCAACCCAGACAUGCAGGUAGUAGGCUCGUCGUGGAGCGCGCCUGGCUGGAUGAAGCUCAAUGGUAACCUUGCCCUGGAUUCCUCGAACAAUCAUCUUAACGAUGGAUGGUUCACCAGUGGAGGGGUUGGUAGUACAGGCUACAGUGACAGUUUUGCCCAGUACUUUGUCAAGUAUAUCCAAGCCUAUCAGGAUCUCGGUGUGGAAAUUGAUGCCAUCACCAUCCAGAACGAGCCGUUGAACACCCAGGCCGGGUAUCCGACUAUGUUUGUCUAUGCAAAUGAGUCUGCUCGUUUAAUUGGCGAUCAUGUUGGACCUGCUUUGAAAUCCGCUGGUCUGAACACCACGGUCUGGGCCUUUGAUGAUAACACUGACAACGCAUACUAUCCCCAAGCAGUACUUGACUACGCAGAAAAAUAUGUUCAAGCUGUUGCGUGGCAUUGUUAUGCCUCCCCAACCGAUUGGACUGUCUUGACCGACUUCCACGAACAAAACCCAAACACGGAACAGUACAUGACAGAAUGCUGGACCUCUGAAAGCCUCAACUGGACGCAUGCCGCACGGUUUACAAUGGGCCCGCUUCAAAACUGGGCCAACGGGGUGACUGCGUGGACACUGGGUGCAGACGAGGGCGCUGGUCCGCACCUCGGCUCAGGCGGUUGCGACUCUUGCGAUGGACUGGUAACGAUCAAUGAAUCAGCCCACUAUGACUUCAACAUUGCCUACUAUAUGAUGGCGCAGUUUAGCAAGUAUAUCCCGCCUGGGGCCAGGAUCUUGCAGGACAAUGGAAGCUAUACCGCGACCAACGGAAACGGUAUCCAGAGUGUCGCGAGUCUGAAUCCAAGCGGGUCGCGGACACUGGUCAUUGAGAAUACAUUUGGUCAUGAUGUAUUCGUCACGGCCGACUUCAUCAGCGGUGACACAUGGAGUGGAAAUGUGCCGUCCACCAGUGUUACCACCUGGGUGUUGCCAGGCCAGGGGCUGUUUCCAUUCUCUACGGAGAAUUAA
Molecule: messenger RNA, 1602 nt
Organism: Talaromyces rugulosus
Lineage: Eukaryota; Fungi; Ascomycota; Eurotiomycetes; Eurotiales; Trichocomaceae
Exons: 2
Coding region: 1-1602 (533 amino acids)
Biological process (GO): glucosylceramide catabolic process
Molecular function (GO): glucosylceramidase activity
Source: RefSeq, a predicted model, not a curated record